Messenger RNA from Limulus polyphemus (Atlantic horseshoe crab), 3192 nucleotides. RefSeq names its product zinc finger protein 345-like. Gene Ontology annotation, biological process: regulation of transcription by RNA polymerase II. Gene Ontology annotation, molecular function: DNA-binding transcription factor activity; RNA polymerase II cis-regulatory region sequence-specific DNA binding. The transcript has 5 exons. The record is from RefSeq and is a predicted model, not a curated record. The coding region runs from base 284 to 2254 and encodes 656 amino acids. NCBI's taxonomy places the organism in Eukaryota, Metazoa, Arthropoda, Merostomata, Xiphosura, Limulidae.
UAAAAGUUAAAACUGCAAGCGUAGUACACACAAAUAGCGUAACACUGUGUCGUAUUUACUCAGGGUAGGGCAGUUGCACUAUAUCAUAGGGGAGGGCAUAAUUAUUAAUUAAUGGGCAUUAUAGGCCAGAGGAAAUUUUGCGCCCCUUCACACCUGCGCCCGGGGGCAACUGCCCCCUCUUGCUACGCCACUGACUACGGAGACUUCUUCAUGAGAAUGUACUAUCUGCUGUUUUAAAUGCAUGAAUUGAUAAGAAUAUAAAGGUGAAUUUUUUGAUGGAACCAUGGAAGUAUCAAAGAUAAAGGUUGAACCCUUUUCUGUAAAUGAACAGAAUACUUUGUUGGAUAUCAAAUUGGUGAAAAAUGAAGAUGAAACUUUAACAAGUACAACAGAAGAAGCUAGUUACUUAGAAGAAAGGUCUUCAGAUAACACACUGAAGUUUGGUGCAGCAAAAGAAGAACAAGAAAAAAACUAUGAUGUAGCAAUAGAGAAAACUAAGAACAUACUUUUUAGAGUGAAAACAGAGCAACCUAGUGAUCUACCACAACAUGAGAUUAUUUCUAAGUUCAAUGACAGCAGUGAUGAUGACCUGGAUAGUUCAUAUUAUAGUGUUUCAAAUGUGAAAACAGAAACUGAAUUUCAAGAUUUACAACAGAUUGAAUCUGGGUUAGAAAGUGCUUCUGAUAUAAAGACCAGUGUGAACAUUUGUUGCAGAAGUCAGUUUCCUGGUUAUCAAGUUUUAAGACAAGAAGGUCCUUUUACAGAAGUUGUCAAGUCCUUAAAGCCAAACAGUGAUGUGUGUGGAAAAACAGAUAUAAAUGAAAAUAAUCUAAAACAAUCUAAGAUUCUUCAGGGUGGUGAUAAACCAUACAGUUAUGUGAUUUGUGGGAAAGACGUUUCAACAAAUAGUAAAUUUAAUAUACACCAGAGAAUUUGCUCUAGGGAGAAACCAUAUAGUUGUGCAGUUUGUGGAAAACAGUUUGGUACAAAAAGCAAAUUAACAGUACAUGAAAGAACACAUACUGGGGAGAAACCAUACAGUUGCUCUAUAUGUGGCAAAAAAUUUGGAGCUGUGGGUAACCUAAAACAACAUGAGAGGAUACACACUGGUGAGAAACCAUACAGUUGUGUAGUGUGUGGAAAAGAAGUUGGAACAAUGGGUAACCUAAGGAAACAUGAGAGGGUACACACUGGAGAGAAACCAUACAAUUGUAUUGUAUGUGGAAAAUACUUUGGAAGUAAUAGUAUUUUGAAAACACAUCAGAAGAUACACACUGGGGAGAAACCAUAUGGUUGUUUAACAUGUGGAAAACAAUUUGUAACAAAUGGUGAACUCAAAAGUCAUGAAGAAACACAUUCUGGACAGAAACCAUACAGGUGUAUAAUUUGUGGUAAAGAAUUUGGAAUUAAACGUAGUCUAAAAAAACAUGAGAAGAUACAUACAGAGGGGAAGCCAUAUAGUUGUGUAAUAUGUAGAAAAACAUUUGGAAGAAAUAGUAAUCUAAAAAUACAUCAGAGAAUACACACUGGAGAGAAACCUUACAGUUGUACACUUUGUGGAAAAGAAUUUGGAACAAAUAGUAAGUUAAAAAUACAUCACAGAAUACACACUGGGGAGAAACCUUAUAGUUGUGUAGUUUGUGGAAAACACUAUGGAACAAGUAGUUCCUUAAAAAUACAUCACAGAAUACACACUGGAGAGAAACCAUAUUGUUGUGUAGUGUGUAGAAAAACAUUUGGAAGAAGUAGUGACCUAAAAAUACAUCAGAGAACACACACUGGGGAGAAACCAUAUAGUUGUGUAGUGUGUAAAAAAACAUUUGGAAGAAAUAGUGACUUAAAAAUGCAUCAGAAAACACACACUGGGGAAAAGCCUUACAAUUGUGCAGUUUGUGAAAAACAAUUUGGAACUAAUAAUAAAUUAAAAAUACAUCAGAGAAUACACACUGGGGAGAAACCUUACAGUUGUGCAGUUUGUCAAAAACGAUUUGGAACAAUUAGUUCCUUAAAAAUACAUCAGAGAGUACACACUGGGGAGAAACAAUAUUUUUGUGUAGUGUGUGGUAAAGAAUUUGGAACAAGCAGCAAAGUUAAAAGCCACGAGAGGGUACAUACUGGAGAGAAGCCAUACAGCUGUGUAGUGUGUGGCAAAAAUUUUGGAAGAAAUUGGGACCUUAGAAAACAUGAAAAAAUUCACUCUGUGGAUAAACCAAAUAGUUAUGUAGAGUGGCCAUCAAAAAUUUGUAAUGGAUGAGCCGGUGAAGGCCAGUUGUUUGGGUUCAACUUUUCACAAGUCACAAAUUAAUUUAUUUAAAUUGAAGUCGUUUGUGUAGCUGAAUGAGCACACAAGCCACCAACUCAGGAAAUUUACAUGUGAAACAAAGAAUCAACUCGGAAACUGAUGAUAAGAGCAACAUACAAGACUUUAUUCUACAUCCAUAUUCAAAAUAUUCAUUAACAUCGAAAAUCACAAGGGUGUCCUGCAUCAAACGUAUCAAAUUCCUCGUUUUGCUCAUGUAAUUGUUUAUUAAGUAUGCCUUCUAUCAGAUUCAUUAAUUUUGACACUAUGUUUAACAAAUUAUCCACUAAAUGAUUACGUGAAAUAUAUACCAGCAUAUCCAGUUUCAAUUAUAAUUCUUCAUCAAACAUCAGAAACUAUACGUUGCUAGAUUAGAGAAGAUGUCAGUUGAAACUUGCAGAGAGUUUGCCGGUUGAAACUGGUAAAAGAGCUGCACAACGCCACUUUCUUCAAUCAGCAUUUGGCAACCUGUGAAAUAACUGGUGCAGAGUGGUCUGACCACAGGAACAAGAACACCAGAGAGAACUGAUACAGAUUCAUCUGACUUCAAGAAACGCUGGAGAGAACUGAUUUUCAACCCCAAAACAUGGAUUUUUUAUGUUUUUCUUGGUAUUAUUCUUGUAACUCAAAUAGCUAUCUUUGCUUACAAGUAGUUCCUUCAUCUAAUUGACUUAAUUAUUUUGCAUCACUGCUCACUCUUUGAAUCAAAACUGGACAAUAAUUGUAUAUGGUCAGAAGCUGUUAAUUGGCUGUCUAUUUGCACGUAUCUCUCCUUUUUGUUAACCAAUUCAUUUCAGUAGUUAGUGAAUUUAACAUAAACUUUCUGUAGCUUUUCUCUCAGCUAGAAUAGCGGUUGUUUAUGCAAAUAAAUGAUGUCGCAAUUUGUCGAGGUA